Messenger RNA from Corticium candelabrum, 1319 nucleotides. Its product is annotated as RIB43A-like with coiled-coils protein 2. NCBI's taxonomy places the organism in Eukaryota, Metazoa, Porifera, Homoscleromorpha, Homosclerophorida, Plakinidae. The record is from RefSeq and is a predicted model, not a curated record.
AUGUACAAAAUCGAUCUACCCGACAUGAAAGAAGCUGCGGCAAGAGAGCGUCGUAGGAACGCCGAGCAGCAGCGAAAGAGCCGUGUGUUUGAUCCUAAAUUUCGACAAAUUGGAGUUGAUGUACAAUGCCUCAACCAGCAAGUGAAAGAACGUCAAGUGCUUGAAGAAGAAGAGAGUCGGUUACAUCAAGCCUUCGCUGCUGAUAUGGUGAGGAAUGACAAAGUAGCUUCCAUUUGGCAAGAGCGACAAGCUGCUGAUAUUUGUCAACUGAAUGUGGCACUGAAUGAGUUCAGAAAGACAGAGCAAACUGCAGACACUCGACGUGAGUUUGAUCUCAAUGAUCCCGAGAUGAAGAAGAAGGAUACUCCAGCUCGAGUUUGCGAUGAUGAUCCACGUUGUGGUAUAUCUAGUUUACAAAAACUACAAGGAGAGGACCUAAGUCACAAAAGUCGAGUCAAAUUGCAACAGGAGCAGACGCAUGAAUGGAUUAAUCAGCAGAUGAGAGAAAAGGGUCAACGUCAGCAAGAAGAGUGCCAUUCCAAUCAUCUGUAUGACCUGAAGGCAAUAGAACUGGACCAAAGAGCUGUUCAAUUGGCUGAAUCUGAAAAUCAGUGUCACAUGGCCAUCAACCAUGCAACAAAAGACUUUAACCUAGCUUUGGCAAGAGAAGCUGAAGCAAAGCGAAGGUUGGAUAAAACUAAAGAGGAAGACAACAACUUCACUCAAAUUUCUAAUCAGGUUCAUGGAGACAUGUUGACAGAGAAUCCUCAAGUUGCAGCUAGUGCUUUUGGUCCACACCGUGUUAUUACUGCAAACUGGAAAGGAAUGAGCCCACAGCAGUUAGCUCAAGUUAGACAAGAACAGGCUUUGCAAGCAGAAGAAAAGAAACAAAUUGAAGAAAGGAACAGGCGAGAUGCAAUGGAGUGGGAAAAGCAAACUGUUGGUAUUGCUAAUAUGGGUCUGAUCAUGGAGGAAAGGGAACAAAAGACAAAGAAACAGCUGGCUAGAGAGCUUAUGUUAGAAAAUCAAAGGAUGGCAGCUGAACAAAAGAAAAAUCAAGAGCAUCUUGACAAAGAGGUAUACACUAAUCAACCUACCGAUGCCUACUUUUCUCAGUUCAACACCUCGACACGAUGAUUCAUGGUUUCUGUUUAUCAACAACAGUAGUAAACAAUGCCAUUAUAUCAUUCUUUUCAUAUAAUAACAGAAUUCAACUUUGUGCUCUAGAAGUUAGAAGUCAUUAUUUCACUGUAAUAGUGGAAGCAGAGAAUAGUACAGUACAGUAACAUAGCCUAGAAACAACAUGGGUCAAGAUUCAU